AUGGAUUGCACUCCCAUCGUUGGCCAUGGCUUCGUGUUGGACAAGUACAAGUGUCAGUGCAGGAGAGGAUUCUACCAUCCAAGUCGAGUGGCGCUCAACGGCUUUAAAAGUAAGGAGUCGGGUUCUCACAGAGACGAGUCCUCUGACGUGUCCAGUAAGUGCCUGCCGUGUCGUGAAGGCUGCCCGUACUGUCGUGAUGACACUCCCUGUCUGGUGCAGGAGGACGGCGCCCUGCGACUCGCCGUGGCCUCCUUCCAGGGUCUGUGCAUGGUGCUGGACCUGGCCAGUAUGGUGGUGGUCUACCACUUCAGGAGGAAAAAGAGCAUCCGAACAUCAGGACUUAUUCUGCUGGAGGCCAUCUUAUUUGGAGCUUUACUACUCUACUUUCCAGUGAUGAUCCUCUACUUUCAUCCUAGUGUGUUUCGUUGCAUCCUGCUGAGGUGGGUUCGCCUCUUGGGUUUCGCAAUCAUGUAUGGAACCGUCGUCCUCAAGCUCUACAGGGUGUUGAAGGUGUUUCUGUCGCGUACGGCCCAGAGGACACCGUACAUGACCAGCUGGCGUGUCCUGCGGCUGCUGGCGGUCAUUCUGCUGGUGGUGCUGUGGUUUCUGGUGGCCUGGACCUCGGCCGUGUGCCAGAACCCUGAGCUGAGUCGGGCCCUGAUCUCUGCAGGACUCACUCCAGAGGGGCUACAGUUCAGCAUGUGUCUGCUCGACCGCUGGGACUACAUGAUGGCUGUUGCGGAGUUCCUGUUCCUGCUGUGGGGCGUGUACCUAUGCUAUGCCGUCCGCACCGUGCCCUCGGCGUUCCACGAGCCGCGCUACAUGGCCGUAGCUAUCUACAAUGAGCUCCUGAUAUCCGCCAUCUUCCACAUCAUAAGGUUUUUGCUGGUGCCGGGGCUCCAUCCUGACUGGAUGCUCAUGUUGUUCUUUGCUCACACUCAUCUGACUGUAUCUGUGACUCUUGGUCUGCUGCUCGUUCCAAAGUUCUUGUCCAAAGGGACUCAGGCCAGAGAUGAUAUUGCCACCGAGGCCUACGAGGAGGAGCUGGACAUGAGAAGGUCUGGAUCGUAUUUAAACAACAGCAUCACCUCGGCCUGGAGCGAGCACAGCCUGGACCCAGAGGAUAUAAGGGAUGAGCUGAAAAAGCUGUAUGCCCAGCUGGAAGUCUACAAGCGCAAGAAGAUGCUCGCAAACAACCCUCACCUCCAAAAGAAGCGCAACUCCAAAAAAGGCCUGGGCCGCUCCCUGAUGAAGCGGAUAACGGAGAUCCCAGAGACCAUGCACAUACACCGCCAAUGCAGCCGCGAGGACGGCAGCGAACACGGCAGCAACCGCAGCACUUUGAGGAGGAACCCAUUCGAUCCCAGCCACCACAGCAAACAACGGGACGACUCCCUGAAGAACAAAGUCAUGGGCUUGAAGAAGUCACUCAGCUAUGACCACGUUUGUGACCAGGACGAGGAAACUGCAAGUCCAACCGGCUCGGCUAUCGGAGACAAAAUGACUCCUGUUGGAGGAGGUGGGGAGGGGUCUCUCCUCGGUUCCCUCAUAGGUCGCCGCCACGCCAAGAAGCCGCUAGAACCAGCUGUGACCCCACAAACACUGCAACCAGCUGAGUCCACCGAAUCUGUUCCGCUGUUCUGGAAAUCAGCCAGCGCUCACAACCUGACGCAUGAGAAGAAACCUGUCCACCUGCGGACCUCCAUCAUGCAGAAGUCUCUGAGUGUGAUCGCCAGCGCCAAGGAGAAGAUGCCAGGGCUCGCCAACAAGACGCAAAGUGUGGAGGAUGCCAGUAAGAAAGGUGUGAAGGGACAGGAUGGGAGGCUCGCUGAGGUGGAUGAGACGCCUGAACAUUACCCAAAGAUGAUCAUCAGCCAGUCAGUGGAGUACUCCAAGACCCCCCUAAAGAUGGGCAUCAUGAAGCAACAGGUGAGCGGUAGCCAGCCGUCCAUUUGCUCUGAGACUGGGAGGAACCUGUACGAUGUCUCAGAGGUUUGUCCCUGGGAGUUGGAAGAAACCCAGACUCCCUCUGAGGUUAAGACCCAGAAACAUGUUUCCAUCGCCCCAGGAGAGACCACAUCAGGCCGGCGAGGCAGCAGCUCUGGAAACACCAAAGGCAGUCGGUCCCAGCAGAGGCAGAAAUCAGGGCAGUCCCCCGCCAACAAACGCCGCUCCAAAGACAAAGGAGGGGAAAAAGAAGAAGGCAGGGAAACGCGCAAAUCUCGGCCUCCCAGGUCACCUCUGCCCCUCAAACCGGACGUCUGCCCCUGGGAGUUCGAUGAGCAGCCCAUGUUGGGGGGGGAUUCAGAUUCCAUCUCCCCAGACCGGAUCAGACGCAAGAAAAGCGUCACACCAACUGAUGGGAAACCGAAGACGCUCCAUUCAGAUCACUCCAAGUCCACGGGGAGCCUCCUGCAACCCCCGUCCCUGAUGGUGGAGAUCUGUCCAUGGGAUUACAGCAGCCCCCCCUCGCCCAAGCAGGAGAAGCCCAGCAACAGCCCGACGACACACAAGAAGAAACGGAAAGGCUCCUGCUCCUCCAACCACAAAUCAGAGAAGGAGAAAGGCAGGGAAAGGCGGAGCUCCUCCAGCAAGCCGUCGUCGGAGAGGAGGCGCGUCAGCCAGUCGUCGGAGUGCAGCGGGCUGGUUUCUGAGCGGCGGAGGUGCUCCACCAGAGACCCAGAGGUGAUGGAGAACAAAAGGGCGGAGGUUUUCCUCAGGGAAGCCGAGCCCUCGCACACCAGCUUUACUCAGACUAAACUCUCACCAGAGAGGAAGAAGGAGAGCAGUAGUUACAAACCUGCACUCAUCAGCAGUGCAAAAAAAGCUGAUGUUUGCCCCUGGGACUUUCCAGACCAAGACUCUGGAGAAAGGGCAUGAUGACUGGUGUGACGACUGUACUUUUUGUAUUCACAGAAUGACAGCACAAAAA
Sphaeramia orbicularis (orbiculate cardinalfish) is the source of this 2932-nucleotide messenger RNA. Its product is annotated as probable G-protein coupled receptor 158. Gene Ontology annotation, biological process: G protein-coupled receptor signaling pathway. NCBI's taxonomy places the organism in Eukaryota, Metazoa, Chordata, Actinopteri, Kurtiformes, Apogonidae. The record is from RefSeq and is a predicted model, not a curated record. Bases 1 to 2880 code for a protein of 959 amino acids. The transcript is spliced from 12 exons. Gene Ontology annotation, cellular component: membrane. Gene Ontology annotation, molecular function: G protein-coupled receptor activity.